Messenger RNA from Cucurbitaria berberidis CBS 394.84, 1839 nucleotides. RefSeq lists its product as uncharacterized. Gene Ontology annotation, molecular function: protein binding. The coding region runs from base 317 to 1630 and encodes 437 amino acids. Lineage: Eukaryota; Fungi; Ascomycota; Dothideomycetes; Pleosporales; Cucurbitariaceae. The transcript is spliced from 3 exons. The record is from RefSeq and is a predicted model, not a curated record. Gene Ontology annotation, cellular component: peroxisomal membrane; peroxisomal importomer complex; peroxisome. Gene Ontology annotation, biological process: protein import into peroxisome matrix, docking.
GUGGAAGCCCAGCCGCAUGCCGACUACGGCGCGCUCACUCAUUGCCUUCAUUACAACCUACACCGUAAUCUUCGAUCCUGUUGAGACUGCUCGUGCAGCGCCUUUAUCCUCGACGCGGACCCGCCCAUAUAACGGAUACAAUCCCGGCGAACCCCGCAAACUCGCCCCGAUCGUCGCCGUCCGUCACUUGCCAACCUCUUUGACAUCCAUCUCAGAGCCUACCAUCGAAUCGAAGAUAGUAGCAUCUCCCAUUCCAGCGACUACUACUGCGGCGUAGAAUCGCGCAACGGUGCGGUGAGGAGGCGCAUGCGGAAAGAUGUCUUCGCCUUCGCCGCCGAAGCCAUGGGAGACGAGCGGAGGUGCCACCAGUGCCUCGGUUGGACUCGCUGGGUCGAAUAACACCAUGGCACCCACCGCGUCAGCCACAUCCUCAAACGCUCCUCCGUUACCAUCGGUACCAGAUUCGCUCAGCACAGUCGCAAACCGCAACGCCUCAAAUUACUCCAACAUGAACAGUCGAUACACAUCACCCUACAGCAGUGGCUAUGGCGGUAUGAACAGCUACAGCUCGCCCUAUUCUAGUCUAGGUGGAGGUUACGGAUCCAUGUAUGGAGGCAUGGGCGGCAUGGGUGGUAUGGGCAGCAUGUAUGGCGGCAUGGGCGGCAUGGGAAUGGGUAUGGGAGGCAUGUACGGAGGGAUGGGCAUGCCCGGUGACCCAAACAACCAGAACAGCCUCACGCAAUCGUUCAGCCAAAACACUGCAGCAACAUUUCAGUUGAUUGAGAACAUUGUUGGCGCUUUCGGCGGUUUUGCGCAGAUGCUGCAGAGCACAUACAUGGCCACACAUUCGUCAUUCUUUGCUAUGGUUUCGGUCGCAGAACAAUUCGGAAAUCUACGACAGACGCUUGGCUCAGUUCUGGGGAUUUACACAGUUAUGCGAUGGAUACGAACGGCGAUUGCCAAAAUCACUGGACGGCCACUACCAGCAGAUGCGACGAGCUUGACGCCUGCGAGCUUCGCGGCCUUCAACGGACGGAUGCCAGAUGGCUCACCAGCCCCCGCAAAGCCAUCGAAGAAACCUUUCAUCGUUUUCAUGCUGGCAGUCUUCGGUCUACCAUAUCUGAUGGGCAAGCUCAUCAAAGCCCUUGCGCGGUCGCAGGAGGAGGAGGAGAAGCGGAAAAUGGCGGAGAAUCCACAAGCGUUCGGCCAACCGCUUGAUCCUAACAAGCUUGAAUUCUGCCGCGCACUUUACGACUUCACCCCGAAUGCCAAUAUGCAAGGCAUGGACUUGUCGGUCAAGAAGGGCGACAUGGUCGCUGUACUGAGUAAGAGCGAUCCAAUGGGCAACCCUUCGGAGUGGUGGCGGUGCCGUUCGAGAGACGGAAGGAUGGGGCACCUUCCCGGGAUCUAUCUGGAGACGAUCCAGCGAAAACAGCCUGCACAAAUCACUAGCGGAAGCCAGAGCGGAAGCCCGGCUGGUAGUAGGGCUCAGACGAUGACGAGCAGCAGUGCUGCGAGCAGGACUGCUACAAUGACGGAGGGCAAGGCGCCAGAAAAAGGGCCUAAGAUGGAGAGCAAGGCUGGUGACAUGGGUGUUGAAAGCUUUCAGAAGGGCGCCUUCUACUCAUAAUUAUUCAGCGACGCUUUUGCGCAUUGUUUCUUGUAUAUUGCGAUUCUCAUAGCAGGCCGGGUAGGCCUGAUAUUUCAAGGUUGGGCCCAAGUGCCCCAGCGGGACUUUCUUGUGUAUUUCUUGUGUAUGUUAGUGGCUGGGAACAGAUACAGAUGGGCGUAUGGCGAGCAACGAUAUUAUUGACACUUGGUACCUGAGCUUGUCUUCCC